Molecule: messenger RNA, 826 nt
Organism: Cantharellus anzutake
Lineage: Eukaryota; Fungi; Basidiomycota; Agaricomycetes; Cantharellales; Hydnaceae
Product: nucleophile aminohydrolase
Exons: 6
Coding region: 40-819 (259 amino acids)
Cellular component (GO): proteasome core complex
Molecular function (GO): threonine-type endopeptidase activity
Source: RefSeq, a predicted model, not a curated record
GAGCCAGUCAAUCGAGCAGUCAAUUGUAUUUUGUCCCAAAUGGGCCACGAGAUUAGGCUGACGCGUCUUCGGGAACAGCCACGCGUCGUCAAAUCUCAACGGUCCGACACAAUGAACACCGUCGACGUGCAACGAUUAAAAGCUGGGGAGAUCAAUCUUGGCACCUCCAUCAUGGCCGUUCAAUUUGAAGGUGGUGUGGUCAUAGGUGCUGACAGUCGGACAACUUCGGGAAGCUACAUUGCCAACCGUGUCACGGACAAGCUCACUCAUAUCCAUGAUAGGGUAUACUGCUGUCGCUCAGGCUCAGCAGCUGACACACAAGCAAUAGCUGAUAUUGUUCACUAUUACUUGCAGAUGUACGCGCAACAAUAUGAAGCACCACCUCCAGUUCAUACCGCCGCCGCUUUGUUCCAGAAACUUUGUUAUGACAACAAGGAUGUGCUCUCUGCUGGUAUUAUCGUUGCUGGGUGGGAUAAGGAACAAGGCCCAAGUGUAUACAAUAUCCCACUUGGGGGUGGUCUAUUUCGCCAACCUUGGGCAAUUGGCGGCUCUGGUUCAACAUAUGUGUAUGGUUACUGUGAUGCUACCUAUCGGGAAGGCUGGGGACGAGACGAAACUGUGGGAUUUGUAAAGAACACUCUUGCCCUUGCUAUGUCUCGUGAUGGAUCAUCAGGGGGAACAAUACGAAUGUGUGUGAUAACCGAGGGAGGUGUUGAAAGGAUUUUCAUUCCCGGGAACGAGCUGCCAACUUUCUGGGAAGGAAAAGAAAUCAUUAACGUUCCGCCGAAGAAGGGGGUCCAAGGGCAAAUGGAAAUUUAAGUGGAUG